Messenger RNA from Drosophila rhopaloa, 608 nucleotides. It is a transcript of the gene Edg91, whose product is annotated as pupal cuticle protein Edg-91. Lineage: Eukaryota; Metazoa; Arthropoda; Insecta; Diptera; Drosophilidae. The record is from RefSeq and is a predicted model, not a curated record.
CGAUAUCGCAAUGGCUGUGGUUCGUGUGAGUUGUAUGCUGGCUCUUUUGCUGAUCGCCGGUCAAGGUCAGGCGGCACCGGCGCCCGUCAAGGCCGAAGGUCGUACCUUGGGACUUCUGGGUGGCGGAUUCGGCAGCAGUGUGGGCCUGAGUGCCGGGAUCGGAGUGGGCGGUGGCCUCUAUAGCGGAUUCGGAGGAGGCGGCGGCUAUCCUGGUGGCUAUGCCAGCGGCUACCCCGGCGGAUAUGGCGGUUACUCCGGCUACGGAGGUGGCUUCGGAGGCGGUGGCUACGGAGGCGGUUACUAUCCAGGAGGAGGCUACUCCGGCUUCGGACACAGGCCCCACCAUCAUGGAGGAUUCUAUCCCGGCGGCGGAUCCUACUACAACCAGGGUGGAUCCUACGGCGGCCAGUACAGCCAGUCGCAGUACUCGAAUGGAUAUUACAACGGAGGCGGAGGCUACGGAGGCGGUGGCGGUUUCUUCGGCAAAUGAAAGCUCCUAAACCUUACCACCUGGCCUGUAAAGUAAUUGUGAUUCGCACUUUGUAGAUUGUAAAAUACACAAAACAACAUAAACCAGAAAUAAUAAGCUCACUUUAAGAUAAUUGAAA